Molecule: messenger RNA, 5487 nt
Organism: Notothenia coriiceps (black rockcod)
Lineage: Eukaryota; Metazoa; Chordata; Actinopteri; Perciformes; Nototheniidae
Gene: abca3b
Product: ATP-binding cassette, sub-family A (ABC1), member 3b
Exons: 33
Coding region: 280-5403 (1707 amino acids)
Biological process (GO): lipid transport; transmembrane transport
Cellular component (GO): membrane; intracellular membrane-bounded organelle
Molecular function (GO): ATP binding; ATP hydrolysis activity; ABC-type transporter activity
Source: RefSeq, a predicted model, not a curated record
GGGCUUAUACAGGAGCUGGUGCAAUGUCAUCGCGUCGCUAGCAGACAGCAAACUGGAGGGGUGAAACACCUGGCUGCAGACAUCAGUGGUCUCUCUAAUGCCGGCCGAGCCUCGAUACUGUCCGUGACGAAAAGAGGCCCGCUGUGGUGCUUUUUUCGUCGGUUUAAGGGAAAAAAGGAGGAAUUGUAUUUACCUCGACAGGAAGAGAGACCGGGAAGUUAAUGUGUCGAAACCUGCUUUUUUGAGGCUAACUGGACUGUGUCCUGUGUAACGCUCAAAAUGGCAAUCGCGCGACAAUUUGGACUUCUGUUGUGGAAAAAUUAUCUUCAGAAGAAACGUCAGAUCCUAGUAACCGUGGUGGAGAUCCUGCUGCCGCUGCUCUUCUCCUGCAUCCUCAUUGUGCUACGUCAGAAGGUGCCUUUUAAGGACUACCCAAAUGCCACAGUCUAUGGGAGCUUCGACGUUAACCAACUACCAGGGGGCUUGAAUAAACAGUUUCAGCUGGCCUAUGUGCCCGGUAACUCCAGUGUGGUGCGUCAGGUGGCAGAGGACGUGCGAAGCAGCCUUCUCUUCUCCGCAGUGCGUGGCUUCGAGACAGAAGAGCAGUUUGAGGAGUAUGUGAGAAGUGACCCUAAGUCAGGGAAGCUGCUGGCUGCUGUGGUGUUUGAGCAUCCAUUCACCCACGAUGAUGAACCUCUGCCCCUGAAGGUGAGCUACCACCUGCGUUUGAGCUUCUCCCCACGUAACGCCCCUGCCCAGGAGAAGUUUGAGCUGAACCCCAACAGCGAUCUGGACUGGCACACGCUCAGCCUCUUCCCCCUCUUCCAACUGCCUGGGCCGAGGGAGCAGUACGACAAGGAUGGGGGCACGCCUGGGUAUCGUCGAGAGGGAUUCCUUGCUGUACAGCACGCAGUGGACCGAGCCAUCAUGCGCUCUUUCAACAGAACGUCUGCUUCCUCUCUGCUGCGACAGACCAGAGUGGUCCUGUCACGGUUUCCUUACCCGGCCUUUAUUUACGACGUCUUCAUCCUGGCCAUUCAGAACCAGCUGCCCCUAAUACUGGUGCUCAGCUUCACCUACACCUCGCUCAACAUCGUGCGAGCCGUGGUGCAGGAGAAGGAGAGGAAGCUCAAGGAGUACAUGAGGAUGAUGGGCCUCAGCAACUGGCUCCACUGGAGCGCCUGGUUCCUCAUGUUCUCCCUCUUCCUCUCCAUUUCAAUCUUUCUCGUCACCCUACUCCUUUGUAUCCAUAUGAGCCCUAAUGGAGCAGUGCUGACCUACAGUGACCCUACGCUGGUCUUUGUCUUCCUGCUCUUCUUCACUGUGGCCACCAUCAACUUCAGCUUCAUGAUCAGUGCCUUCUUCUCACAAGCGAAUGUGGCGGCAGCAGCGGGCGGCUUCAUCUAUUUCCUGAGCUACCUGCCUUAUUUGUUCCUGUGGCCACGCUACGACCUGAUGAGCCAUGCCCAAAAAGUGUCAGCCUGCCUCAUCUCCAACGUGGCCAUGUCUAUGGGAGCUCAGCUCAUAGGAAUGUUUGAAGGCAAAGGAACGGGAAUCCAGUGGUCAAACUUGUUCGACUCGGUGACUGUGGACGAUGACUUCUCCAUGGGCCAGGUGUUGUGUUUGCUGCUGUUUGACUCUGUGAUCUAUGGGUUGGUGGCCUGGUACAUGGAGGCCGUUUUUCCAGGAGAGUACGGAGUGCCUCUUCCAUCUUACUUCUUCCUCCUGCCUUCAUACUGGUGCAGCAGCCCCCGCAUGGCUCUAGUGAAUGAGAAAGAGGAAGAGGAGGAUGCAGAGAAGGCUCUGAAAGGAGAGUUUAUAGAGGAGGAGCCAUCGGGACUUGUCUCGGGGAUCAAGAUAAAACACCUCGCUAAGGAAUUCACGAUGGGAAACAAGACACGGCAGGCUGUACGGGAUCUGACGUUAAACAUGUUCGAGGGACAGAUCACGGUGCUGCUCGGACACAACGGUGCUGGGAAGUCCACGACACUGUCCAUGCUGACAGGACUGUAUCCUCCCACCAGCGGCAGAGCCUAUAUCAACGGCUACGACAUCUGCCAGGACAUGGCUCUGAUCCGCCGCAGCCUCGGACUCUGUACACCUCUGAAAGGCUUCUCCAGAGACAAGAUUCCAGACGAGGUAGACCGCACCAUCCGUAUCCUGAACCUCGAAGAUAAGCGCCACGCUCGCUCAAAGACCCUCUCCGGUGGCAUGAAGAGAAAGCUCUCCAUUGGUAUUGCCCUCAUUGGAGACUCCAAGGUGGUCAUGUUGGACGAGCCCACAUCAGGUAUGGAUCCGUCAGCUCGACGCGCCACCUGGGACCUCCUGCAGGGGGAGAAGAGGGGUCGCACCAUCCUGCUCACCACACACUUCAUGGACGAGGCUGACCUGCUCGGCGACCGCAUCGCCAUCAUGGCAGGAGGAGAGCUGCAGUGCUGCGGGUCACCACUAUUCCUUAAGAACAAAUAUGGUGCUGGCUACCACAUGGUUAUAGUAAAGGACGCCCUUUGUAACGUGUCUGAGAUCACCCGCAUCGUCCACAUGUACGUUCCUAACGCCACGCUGGAGAGCAGUGCGGGCGCCGAGCUCUCUUUCAUCUUGCCCAAAGAAAGCACCAGCAGGUUUGAGCUGCUGUUUGCUGAGCUGGAGAUGAACAGAGAAGAGCUGGGCAUCGCCAGCUACGGAGCUUCAGUAACCACUAUGGAAGAGGUUUUCCUCAGAGUGGGAAAGUUAGUGGAUUCUAGUUUGGACAUCCAGGCCAUCCAGCUGCCAGCGCUACAGUACCAACACGAGAGACGCUCCAAUGACUGGACCGCCGAUGACGCCAGCAGCACCAGCGGCAUGACGGAUGUCACUGACUUCACUGACAGCGGCACGCUCAUCUCAGAGGACUGCUCCAACAUCAAGCUGAACACCGGGGCCAGACUACACAUUCAACAGUUCUACGCCAUGUUCUUAAAGAGGGCGCUGUACAGCUGGAGAAACUGGAAGGUGAUGGUGGCUCAGUUCCUGGUCCCUUUAGUCUUCACCAUUUUGGCCUUAGUUGUGGCACGCAGCUUGCCAAAUCACAACAAGGCCCCUCAGCUGAGGCUGGCCCUCAGUCAGUACGGCCCCACCAGGGUUCCUGUAGCCCUGCCGCCAGGGAUGGGCCCCGUGGCCUCUGCCCUGGCAAACACAUACAGCUCACAGCUCUCUGCCCAGCUUGGAAAGCUCGUCAACAUCACAGACUUCACAGAUUACGUCCUGACCCAGGCAGAGGAAGAAGGCGGCAGCUUUAAUGAGCGCUGUGUGGUGGGUGCGGCUUUCCGUGGCAGCAGCAGCAAAUAUACAGAAGUGACGGCCUAUUUCAACAACGCAGGCUACCAUACAUCCGCCGCAGCCCUCAUGUUGGUGGACAAUGCUCUGUUCAAGCAUCUAGCAGGACCCAAUGCUUCCAUCCAGACGGGAAACUACCCAAUGCCACGCAACAUGUCUGAGACCGCCCAGAGCCAGCUCAGAGAGGGAAGAACCGGUUUCAUCAUUGCCAUCAACCUGAUGUACGGUAUGGCCUCCCUGUCCAGCACGUUUGCCCUACUUCUCGUAACAGAGUCCUCUAUCAAGUCCAAGCAUGUACAGCAGGUCAGCGGUGUCUACCUGUCAAACUUCUGGUUCUCUGCCCUGCUGUGGGACCUGAUCAACUUCCUGCUGCCCUGCCUUCUCAUGCUGGUGGUUUUUCAGGCAUUCGGAGUCAAGGCUUUCACGGACAACUGCCACCUGGUAGAUGUGUUGUUGUUACUGCUGCUGUAUGGCUGGGCUGUUGUGCCUCUUAUGUACCUGCUCAGCUUCCUCUUCUCCAGUGCAGCUACUGCCUACACCCGCCUCACCAUCUUCAACAUUAUCUCUGGCACGGCCACCUUUCUGUCUGUCACCAUUUUGGCCAUCCCAGAGUUACAUAUGAAGCACCUGUCUUACUUGCUGGAUAAGGUUUUCCUGAUCUUCCCAAACUAUUGCCUGGGCAUGUCCUUCAGCCAGUUCUACCAGAACUACGAAUUCAUCACGUUCUGCAACUCCAGUCCACCAUUCAGCCUGAUGGCGUGUGAAAUAUUGAACAUUACCUUCCAGCCAAACUAUUUCUCGAUGAGUGAACCUGGUGUGGGACGCUUCGUCGUGGCCUUCGCGAUACAGGGUUUAGUCUUCAUUAUUCUGCUGUUUGUCAUCGAGAUGCAGUGUGUCCGAACUCUCCGGCGAUUCGUCACCUCCCUGUUCAGAAGACAUAAACAGUUCGCUCAUACAGAGGAUGCAGCUCUGCUUCCGGAGGACAGGGAUGUGGCUGAAGAGAGAAAGAGGGUCCUGGAGUGUCAGCCGGUGGUAGAGUCUAUGGUCGGCAGCCCCCUCGUAAUGCAGGAGCUCAGCAAGGUGUACAGCAGCGGGUCGACUCUUCUCGCUGUGGACCGGCUGUCUUUAGCUGUGGGGAAAGGGGAGUGUUUCGGCCUCUUGGGCUUCAAUGGAGCAGGCAAGACCACGACUUUUAAGAUGCUGACUGGUGAUGAGACUGUGACCUCUGGGGAUGCCUACAUUGAUGGAUACAGCAUCUUGAGGGACAUUAAAAAGGUGCAGCAGCGCAUUGGUUACUGUCCUCAGUUUGACGCCGUGUUGGACCACAUGACAGGAAGAGAAACUCUGAGUAUGUAUUCAAGGCUCAGAGGAAUACCAGAGAGGUAUGUGUCCGGCUGCGUGGAGAAUGUCCUGAGGUCGCUGCUGCUGGAGCCUCAUGCUGACAAACUGGUCCGCAGCUACAGUGGAGGUAACAAGAGGAAGCUGAGUGCAGGCAUGGCUCUCAUUGGUGGGCCUCCGGUCAUCUUCCUGGACGAGCCUUCGACAGGGAUGGACCCCGUGGCCAGGAGGCUGCUGUGGGACGCUGUGACACGCACACGGGAGUCUGGAAAGGCCAUCAUCAUCACGUCUCAUAGUAUGGAGGAGUGUGAGGCUCUGUGCACCCGGCUGGCAGUGAUGGUCAACGGGCAGUUCAAGUGCCUCGGGAGUCCCCAGCAUCUGAAGAGCAAAUUCGGCAGUGGCUACACCCUGCUGGCCAAAGUACACAUCGAGGCUGAGCUGGAGGACAGCGACCUGCAGCUUUUUAAAGACUUUAUUGAAAGUACCUUCCCAGGAAGUCAACUAAAGGAUGAGCACCAGGGAAUGGUGCACUAUCAUUUGACAGACAAAACACUAUCCUGGGCACAGGUGUUUGGCACUUUGGAGGCAGCCAAAGAGAAGUAUCAGAUUGAAGACUACUGUGUGAGCCAGAUAUCACUGGAGCAGGUGUUCCUUAGCUUUGCCCAGUUUCAGCACUGCAUAGAGUGUGGGAAGAACUUUCAAAGAAAUAUGGGUCUGUGUUUACGGUAUACUUCGGAACCAAUAAAGUAGUGGUGCUGGCUGGAUACAAGACAGUAAAGGAGGCUCUGGUCAGCAAUGCAGAAGAGUUUGGUGAAAGAGAAAUCUCCCCUACUU